Parnassius mnemosyne (clouded apollo) is the source of this 276-nucleotide messenger RNA. NCBI's taxonomy places the organism in Eukaryota, Metazoa, Arthropoda, Insecta, Lepidoptera, Papilionidae. The record is from the annotation of a GenBank genome assembly.
AUGAUAAUUAGUUUGGUGGAAGAUAGGCCAGUCCUUUGGGACAAGACGCUGGAUAAAUACAAAGACAAUACUGCAAGUAUUGCAGGUUGGCGCGAAAUAUGCAUUAUUUUAAUGGAGGAUUUUGAGACUAUGGAACAAAGACAAAGACAGGAGUUCGGAAAACUUGUUAUGAAAAAGUGGAGACAGAUGAAAGAUACCUGGGUGAGAAAACUAAAAGAUAAAAAGAAUUGCAAGACGUCUGGUUCCGCUGUCUCGAACACGAAGCCCUACAAAUAG